ACUUAGACAAGAAAAGAAAAUUGAUUUAGUUUUUGUUUUCCCUGGUGAAGUGAGUAAAAACCAUAUUAAUUGCUUCAGUUCAUUGAAGUAAAACGUAAAAGAAUUGAAGUGAAAGAGAGUUCAAAAGAAAAUUUGGGUAUUUUGUUUUGGGUGUGUUUUGAUUGAAAUCAAAGUUUUGAAGAUUUCGGAAACUUCCUUUUCUCUUUUUUUUCCCCUUGCCCCUUCUUCUUUGUUUAUCUUUUCAUAGUAGCAGUGGAAUUUUUUGUAACUCGGGAAUUAUUGCGAAAGCCUUUCAACUGUUGCUUGUCUGUAAUGUUAGAAUGCUCAGAAUCAGAGCUCCUUCUUGGGGGAGCUUGUAUUAUGGAACACGAAGCUAUAUCCUCAGGCACUGAACCGAACCCUUGUUUUUUGUGCACAAUGAGUGGGAAGCUGAAAGCAGGGGAUAAACUGCUGAUUUCUUUGAGCUCUAUGGCUGCAUUGUUGUGAUUUGUUCUGUAACAGUAGUUUAUUUAGAUAGUUGGUUCAGUUUUGUGUGUGAGUUUUAGGUAGUGAUUCUUGUGACAUGGUGCCUUUGGGUCCUUCUACUCCUAUAGGUGGUGCACAGUCAGUUCCAUCUUCUCUUUUGCGGACUAAUUCGGGGAUGUUAGGGUCACAAGGCGGUGGUCUUCCUUCUCAAUCCGGGUUCCCUUCAUUAGUGUCCCCUCGAACUCGGUUUAGCAAUAUGAAUAUGCUUGGGAAUGUGCCUAAUGUGUCUUCCCUUCUUAAUCAGUCAUUCGGGAAUGGGGGUCUGAACCCUCAGCUUUCUGGUCCUGGGAGCAUUCAGCGUGGAGGAAUUGACCCAGGGGCUGAAUCCGAUCCACUUUCAAAUGUUGGUACUGGGAUGGGGUUUAAUGCCCCAUCAUCAUCAUUUGUGCCAUCGAACAUGGCAAACCCUGGAUCAUCUGGUCAAGUUCAAGGCCAACAAUUUUCAAACCUUUCUGGAAACCUUAUUUUACCGGAUCAACAGCAACCCCAACAACCUGAGUCACAACAUUUCCAACAUGGUCAACCGGGAAUGCAACAAGUCUCUGCACCUCACAACACCCAGCAAGGACAGCUGCUGCAGCAGCAACAACAACAGUUUCAAUCUAUUAGAGGAGGCUUGGCUGGCGUUGGAGCCGUCAAAUUGGAGCCGCAACAACUGGCUAAUGAUCAGCAUGGCCAGCAGCAGCAACAGUUGCAAUCGUGUAGAAAUCUUGCUCCUGUUAAACUGGAACCACAACAAAUCCCGCCUACAAGGACUUUGGCACAGGUAAAAAUGGAACCUCAACAUUCAGAUCAGUCAUUGCUUUUGCAUCAGCAGCAGCAACAGCAACAUUUACUCCAAAUUUCACGGCAGUCCCCACAAACUGCUGCCGCCCAAAUUAAUCUUUUGCAUCAACAAAGACUCUUGCAGCUUCAACAGCUACAACACCAGCAGCAACUUUUGAAAGCAAUACCUCAACAAAGGUCACAAUUUCAGCAGCAGUUUCAACAGCAGAAUUUGCCUUUGAGAUCACCCGUCAAAUCAGCAUAUGAGCCCGGGAUGUGUGCCCGGCGUCUGACACAUUACAUUUAUCAGCAACAACAUAGACCUGAAGACAACAACAUUGAAUUUUGGAGAAAAUUUGUUGCCGAGUAUUUUGCACCGAAUGCCAAAAAGAAGUGGUGUGUUUCUUUGUAUGGAAGUGGCUGCCAAACAACUGGUGUUUUCCCUCAGGGUGUAUGGCACUGUGAAAUAUGCAAUCGGAAGCCAGGACGUGGUUUUGAGGCGACUGUCGAAGUUCUCCCUAGGCUUUUCAAGAUUAAAUAUGAAAGUGGUACUUUAGAAGAACUUCUUUAUGUUGAUAUGCCCCGUGAGUAUCAGAUUUCAUCGGGCCAAAUUGUCUUGGACUAUGCAAAAGCAAUACAAGAAAGUGUUUUUGAGCAACUUCGUGUUGUUCGUGAUGGUCAGCUUCGGAUAGUUUUCUCACCAGAUCUAAAGAUAUGUUCUUGGGAAUUUUGUGCUCGGCGUCAUGAAGAACUCAUCCCUAGAAGAUUAUUGAUACCUCAGGUUAGUCAGCUUGGGGCGGCAGCUCAAAAGUAUCAAGCUGCAACUCAAAACGCAUCAACAAAUUUAUCUGCUCCAGAUUUGCAGAAUAACUGUAACUUGUUUGUAGCAUCAGCUCGGCAAUUGGCUAAAGCCUUGGAAGUGCCAUUGGUAAAUGAUUUGGGUUAUACAAAGAGAUACGUGCGAUGUCUUCAGAUAUCUGAAGUGGUUAAUAGCAUGAAAGACUUGAUUGAUUAUAGCAGAGAAACGAGGACCGGACCCAUGGAGAGUUUGGCUAAGUUCCCUCGAAGAACAAGCGCUUCAUCUGGUUUUUAUGCUCAAGCUCAACAGUCCGAGGAACAGCUAAAACAGCAGCAGCAGACAUCGCAACAGCAAAUGAUAGCCCAGAGCUCUAAUGGUGAUCAAAGUAAUGCCCAGGCUUCUGGGAUGCAGCUUCCUGCUAACAAUGGUGUGGCUAAUAUGAAUAACUCACUUAAUGUAGCAUCUGCAUCGACAUCUGCCGGAACCAUCGCUGGGCCUCUACACCAGAAUUCCAUGAGCUCCAGGCAGCCGAAUUCUAUAAAUAAUGCAAGCAGUCCCUAUGGUGGAAACUCUGUUCAGAUUCCAUCGCCGGGCUCCUCUACCACAAUACCACAAACACAAGCACAAGCAAAUCCUCCUCAAGCUCCAAAUGGCGCCUUAGCAGCUUCCAGUCACAUGAGUUCCACAAAUUCUCCGGCAAUGAACAUGCCCAUGCAGCAGCUAGCUCUUUCUGGUGAGGCAGACCCCAAUGAAUCGCAAAGUUCCGUUCAGAAAAUCAUUUAUGAAAUAAUGUCUAGCCAACUCAAUAAUACCGGUGGCAUGGUUAGUGCCGGCACUCUAAGCAAUGAUGUGACGAGCGUAAACGGAAUGCUACCACCAAGCAACAAUACAGUUCUCAACAGCGGCAACACUUUGAUCAGCAACGGGGUCAUCAACAGCAAUAAUCCAGUUAGUGGCGUUGGGUUUGGUUCAAUGAGUGGUGGACUUGGCCAGUCUGCUAUAAUGAAUGGAAUCAGAGCAACAAUGGGAAACAACCCGGUCAUGAACGGUAGGAUCGGUAUGGUGCAGAUGGCUCGGGAACAACUCAUGAACCACCAACAACAGGACAUGGGGAAGCAGCUAUUGAAUGGGCUUGGAACAGUCAAAGGUUUUAAUAAUUGUCAAUUUGAUUGGAAUCCUUCCCCAUGAGAAACUGAUGUGCAAAAAACCUGUUGGGUUUUUCUUUGAUUACACUAUAUGAUAGAUCAAGGCCUUUCCUCC
Molecule: messenger RNA, 3349 nt
Organism: Hibiscus syriacus
Lineage: Eukaryota; Viridiplantae; Streptophyta; Magnoliopsida; Malvales; Malvaceae
Product: transcriptional corepressor SEUSS-like
Exons: 10
Coding region: 563-3277 (904 amino acids)
Biological process (GO): negative regulation of transcription by RNA polymerase II; positive regulation of transcription by RNA polymerase II
Cellular component (GO): transcription regulator complex; nucleus
Source: RefSeq, a predicted model, not a curated record